Molecule: messenger RNA, 1038 nt
Organism: Panicum virgatum (switchgrass)
Lineage: Eukaryota; Viridiplantae; Streptophyta; Magnoliopsida; Poales; Poaceae
Exons: 1
Coding region: 159-872 (237 amino acids)
Source: RefSeq, a predicted model, not a curated record
GAGGGAAACCCCGUGCGCGACGCGGAAAACCACGAGCCCGUCGUCGUCUCUCUCCCCGCGCGCCCACCGGAACCCACCCACGACUUCUCCCGCGCUUUAUCACCAACCCUGGCAACCCACCCACACGGCCACACCCAGCAACAGCAAGCUACCGAGCCAUGUGCCGCGCCACCACGAUGGAGGUCGGCCGCCCGACGCCGACCCUCGACAUCCGCGCCUUCUACCUCCGCCUCUCCUCCCCGGCCGCCCCGGUGCCGGCGGACCUCGCGCUCGUCUACCUCCCGGCCAUCGGCGGCGCCGCGCUGGGGCUCAACGGCCGCGCGCUCCCGCCCGCCGCGCCCGCGGAGGUCACGCUCCGCCAGGUCGCGGCCGACGCCUACGCCAGUGCCGACCGCGUCGCCGCCGCCGAGGGCGCGCGGUUCGAGGUCUACGCCGGCAAGGAGAUGGCGGCCGAGGGCGUCUUCAGGCGCCGCGGGGAGCUGGGCUGGCGCGUCGAGUGCCGCCGGGCGGGCCCGGGCCCGGCCCCGGUCGCGGUGGCGGAGGUGGUGGUGCUCGCGGAGGGCGGCGUGCUGAUGAGGGACAGGGCCAGGGCGACGUCCAGGCGUGGGCUGGCCUGCGGCGGGGGCACCAGGCUGGAGGGGAUCCCGGAGGAGGCCACGGACCUCGCCUGGGGGUGCCACUGCGGCUCCUGCGCCGAUGAUGAGGACUGGGAGGUGGUCUCCGACGACGGCGAGCCGUGGAAGGACGAGGAGGAGGACGUGGAGGUGGAGACGGUGAGGUGGGCGAUGGAGAUGGGGGUGUGGGCCGUGUGCCUCGGCGUCGGCCUGCUCGCCACGGCCAGGCGGUUCCGCCGGAAGCGCGCCUUCUGGUGAGCGCCUCCGGCCGCCGCUCCUUUUUGGCACCGUCGUCUCGUCCCGCCAGGACUAAAUUUUUGCCUGUAUAGUAGUUUCAAGUGUAAACUCCAAGAUUUAGUGCAAAUUUCUCCUUGAUUUCACGAGUGUGCAUUGCAUCUGAUCAACGAGGACAGACUCUUCUGCA